AUUUCGAAGGGGUUGAAGCAAAUUUGAAAGCUUACGUUUUGGCAGGUAACGGGAAAAAUUUAAUAGGAAGGCAAUGGCUUCAAGCCUUAGGUAUGUGGCCGAUAACUUUUAAACCUCAGUUUGCGUUGAAUUGCUUGAAUGAUCAUAACAGUAUUAUUUCACAUUUUAAAUCAAAAUAUCCCCAAUUGUUCGAUAACAGCCCAGGUAAAUAUAAAGGUAAAUCUAUUAAACUAACUUUCAAAAAAGAUUAUCAACCAAUUCAAUGUAAACCUUAUCAUGUCCCUUUCGCUUUGAAAGACAAAGUAGAUGCAGAAAUCGAUCGUCUGGUAAGAAUAGGUAAUUUGGAACAAGUUGAGGUGAGUGAAUGGGCUACUCCAGUAGUUCCUGUGGUGAAAGGGGAAGGAGUUCGUUUAUGCGGAAAUUUUAAAUUAACAGUGAAUCCUCAAAUAAUUGUUAAAAGAUAUCCAUUACCCUUAAAAGAAAAAGUGUUUCAGACGUUACAGGUUGGAACCAAAUGGUCCCAAAUUGAUUUAAAACAUGCAUUUAUGCAAUUUGAAGUUGCUGAAGAUUGUAGAGAUCCAUUGACAAUAAUCACACAGAAAGGUUUGUUUAGGUACAAAAAAUUGCCAGAGGGUGUAGCCUCCAGCCCAGCAGAAUGUCAAGAUAUUGUUACUGAUAUUUUGAAAGGUCUGAAAUAGAGAUAUUAGGAUUCAAAUUGGACAAAAAGGGUUUAUCACCAUCUCCUAGUAGAAUUCAUUCAAUUGUGAAUAUGCCUUCUCCAAAAACUAAAAAAGAACUUCAAGCAUUUUUAGGGUUAGUAAAUUUUUACGAGUCAUUUUUGUAUAAGCGAGCUGAUCAACUAAAGGUAUUGUACGAUGUUUUGAAAGAGAGCAAAUUUUAUUGGAAUUCUAAUUGUGAUCAAGCAGUUAAUUGGGUAAAGAAGGAAUUAGCAUCGGAUAAAAUUUUGGUUCCAUAUCAGCAAGAUAUAACUUUAGUAUUGGCUACAGACGCAAGUUACUCAGGGUUGUCAGCUAUUUUGUCUCACAGAUUUUCAGACGGUACAGAGAGACCAAUUGCCUUUGCUUCUAAAUUAAUACCUCAUAAUGAGUUACAUCGAUCUAUUCUAGAUAAAGAGGCAGCAGCUAUAAUUUUUGGGUUUAGAAAAUUUUAUCAUUAUAUUGUUGGUAAUGAAAUUAUUCUUAAAACUGAUAAUCAACCUUUAAAGUAUAUAUUUGGUAAUUCGAAGAAAUUGAAUGUUACAAUUCAGAAUAGGUUGUUAAGAUGGAUAUAUUUUUUAUCGGGUUUCAAAUACAAGAUUGAAUUGAUUUCAUCAUCUAAAAACAGUAAUUGUGAUGCGCUUUCCAGGUUAGCAGUGCGAGAUAAGAUGGCUGUGUUUGAUUCUGAAUUAGAUGUUAUAAACUUUAUUGAAAAUGAAAGUAAUUUGAUUGAUUUAAAUUUGAUUAAGCAAGAAACAAAAAAAGAUAAGGUUUUAUGUGAUGUGAAAAGAAAGUUAAUGUUUGGAUGGGUAGAAAAUUCAAAUGAUAUUUCUUUGGAAGAGAAAAUGUAUUUUGAUAAGAAAACAGAAUUAAGUAUUGAGAAUGAAUGUCUUGUUCGAGGUUCUAGACUAAUAAUACCAAAAGCAUUGCGAAAAACUUUAUUGAAAUCACUUCACCAGUCUCAUUUUGGUAUUGUUAGAAUGAAACAAGUAGCUCGUUCGUUUUUUUGGUGGCCGGGUUUGGACGAUGAUAUAGAAAAAUUAGCAAAUAGUUGUGAGUUAUGUGUGAAAAAUAGAAAACAAAAUAACAAAAUCAGUACUUUUCAAUGGCCAUUUCCAUCUAACCCAUGGUCCAGGUUACACACUGAUUUUUUAGGACCUAUUCAAGGAAAUAUGUUUUUAGUCAUAGUUGAUGCACACAGUAAAUGGCCUGAAGCUAUAAAUAUGAAAAAUAACACCUCAGCUAGUAAAUUGAUUGAAGUUUUUGAUUCUAUUUUUUCGAGGUUUGGAUUAUGUGAUCAUUUAGUCUCAGACAAUGGUCCACAAUUUGCAAGUGAAGAGUUUAAUGAAUUUUUGAAAUCGUUAGGUAUACGGCACACAUAUUCUCCACCCUAUCACCCAGCAACUAAUGGAGCAGCAGAAAAUUUUGUGGGUACAUUUAAAAAUAAGGUUUUGAAAAUUACAGGAGAGGGUAAGUCAUUUAAUUUUGCUGUGAAUUCAUUUUUGUUUGAUUAUCGUACAAUGAAGCAUUCGACGGGAAAAUCACCAUCAGAUAUUAUUUUCAAAAGGGAGAUUAAAACGAGGUUUCAUCUUUUAAGAGAAAAUUUAGUUAGUGAAACAUCUUUUAAACAAUUCAAUAUGUCAGAUAAAAAUAAAAUAAGUAAAAUUGAUUUCAAGUUGGGAGAUGUGGUUUUAGUAGAUGUUUACAACAAUAAUAAGAGGCACCGAGUACAAGCAAAAAUCGUUGAAAAAUUAUCACCAGUUACAUUUAACUUGUUAUGUGAUGGAGGACGAAUUAUAAAAAGACAUGUUAAUCAAAUGUUGAAAUUUUUAAAUAAUGACAAUGAUAUAAAUAAAGACUUGAAAGAUGAUAUAAGUAUAAGGAGAUCUGAACGCUUGAAAAAUUUAAAUAAAUGAAAUUAAGAUCCAGAAUUUCUGUUUAUAUGUAUAUUGUAAUUAGUUCUAUAUUGCAUAUUAAUUGUAUAGUAAUGAUAAUUGAUUAUAUAGUGUAUAAUAAUAACUCUAUUAAUUAAUUGUUUCUAUAUUACAUAAUGAAAAAUAAAAAUAAAAUUUAUGAUUGUAAAUUAUUAUAUUGGAAUCAUAUUGUUAAAUUGAUUUUGAUCGUAUUUGUGAAUUUUGAAAAAUAACAGAAAAACAAAAAAAUAAAAAAUUAUAAAAUUUAAAAAAUUAAAAUAUAUGAAUUCUUAGAUUAAGAUAUAAU
Messenger RNA from Harmonia axyridis, 2936 nucleotides. RefSeq lists its product as uncharacterized. Gene Ontology annotation, molecular function: nucleic acid binding. Bases 770 to 2632 code for a protein of 620 amino acids. The transcript is spliced from 2 exons. Gene Ontology annotation, biological process: DNA integration. NCBI's taxonomy places the organism in Eukaryota, Metazoa, Arthropoda, Insecta, Coleoptera, Coccinellidae. The record is from RefSeq and is a predicted model, not a curated record.